AUGGCAGCAGAAGCAGCAGCAGGAGUCUGGGCCGCCGAGGAGGUCGUCAGCACCGGCGUUCAGGCUGGAGUUGGCGCGUACAUGGUAGCCAAACCGACUAUGCCCCUGAAGGCCACAUUCAACCAAAUUGCGACAGCAAAAGACGACGAAACAAGACUGUCGCUGGCCCGUGCGAACCAUACUCUCACGGUGGUCCAGGGAAAGGCGUACGUCUUCGGUGGCGAGACUGCGAGUGACAAGCUCGCCAGCAACGAAAUCCAUGCAGUCACACUCGAGCAUAGCGAUGAGAUUCCUCGAUUUGACUACUCGGUCCUCCCUGCUCUGGCCGAUGACAUCGAUGAAGGAAGCGGUCGAGUCCCAGCCGCCCGCUCCAAGCAUGCAGCGUGCCAAUUGAACGUUUGUGUUGCAGUAUUCGGCGGCGUUGACGAAAGCGGCAAGCUGGUGGACAGAGACCCAAUAGUCUGGCUGUUUGUUACCGCGAAGUCUUCCUGGCAAGCCCUCGAAGACGUGAGCGGCGGCAUAGCUCCGUCUCAACGGAGCAAUGCGAAGCUGUUCGAGGCAAACAACAACCUCGUCCUGUUUGGUGGCAUCGAUGAGAACGGUCAGGAGCUGAAGGACGUGUGGCACUUUCACUACGCGACGAGAGUGUGGACUCCGCUACCAAGUGCGCCGGUAGCCACUUCCAACGCCGCCGUGUCAGGCAACACACUCUACCUCAUCUCUUCUUCCGACAACAUGAGCAGUGAUGCUCAUGAGCUCAACUUCAGCAACUUCGAGUCCGCAGAAUGGAAGUCGACCUCUUUCCCAACCAAUCCUCUCACGCCAGGACCACGUCCGAGAGUCGGUGGUGGACUCUUGCCAGUGUCGACCGGCUUCGGCCGCAACUACCUUCUCUACUUCUUUGGUGCUCGGCAGAACCCACAUACCUCAGAAACGACUUCUCCUCAAGACACCGAAGAUCCAACACAAUGGGCCGACAUGUGGAGCUACCAGGUCGAGUCCAGCCAGCCAGAGGUCAAAGCCACCACGAAUAUCACCGAAGCACUGAAGCCGUCGAAGAUCAAGGACGCCAUUCGAUCGAAGCUUGGGUAUGACACGGGUAAUCACAGCUGGGCCGAAGUCGAAGUACUGCCUCCUGGUGAUCUUACGACUGGUGAAGGCAAAGUACAUCCUGGGCCGCGUGCAUACUUCGGAAGUGAUAUGGCCAGCGACGGCAAGAGUGUUGUCGUCUGGGGUGGCCUGAACGCAAAGGGCGAGAGGGAAGGCGAUGGUUGGUUGAUCACCCUUUCGUGA
Messenger RNA from Zasmidium cellare ATCC 36951, 1293 nucleotides. RefSeq lists its product as uncharacterized. Gene Ontology annotation, molecular function: protein binding. Lineage: Eukaryota; Fungi; Ascomycota; Dothideomycetes; Mycosphaerellales; Mycosphaerellaceae. The transcript has 2 exons. The record is from RefSeq and is a predicted model, not a curated record. Bases 1 to 1293 code for a protein of 430 amino acids.